This is a messenger RNA of Lontra canadensis (Northern American river otter), 2060 nucleotides long. It is a transcript of the gene TMPRSS5, whose product is annotated as transmembrane serine protease 5. Gene Ontology annotation, molecular function: serine-type endopeptidase activity. Lineage: Eukaryota; Metazoa; Chordata; Mammalia; Carnivora; Mustelidae. Gene Ontology annotation, cellular component: plasma membrane. Bases 426 to 2060 code for a protein of 544 amino acids. Gene Ontology annotation, biological process: proteolysis. The transcript has 13 exons. The record is from RefSeq and is a predicted model, not a curated record.
CACCCAGGCUCCCCCUAUUUCUUAUUAAUAUUAUUAUUAUACUUAGCAUUUGCACUGUGUUUUAUAACUUAUAAAACCCUUUUGGUCAUAUAAUCUUUUGUGGCCUCCCCACCUGCCUCCCUUCCUCCUCAAUGUACAUUAACUGAAUUCCCACUUUGUGGCAGGCCCUGAGCUAGGCUCUGGGAGCCUAGACCAGUGAGGAAGGGCAGAGAGAAAGAGAAGUAAAUGAGCACAAUAUAGGGACACAACAGGUGCCUCAUAGAGAAGAAGGCUUCUUGGAGAAGUGACAUCUGAGCUGGGUCUUACGAGUCAGUGACGCGGGGAGAAGGACAGCAGAGGCAAAGUCUCUGUGGCGUGAGAGCGCGUGAGGGCCCAGAAGACUGGCAUGUGUGUUACUAGGACCAAGUUCCACUGUGGAGGGCGUCAUGCCGGCAGGUGGGGAUGGAGAGAGCCUGAUGCCGGAUGGCCAAACCCACAUGGAGGCUCAGUAUGCAGAGGAGAGCCCAGGACCCAGGAACUUCCAAGCAAAGUUGAGAGACCCACUGCGGAGGCCCGAAGCCCAGCAGCACCCCACCUCUCUGGCAGGGUGCCCGGGUGCGGGACAGCGCUGCUGUGCGGGGCUGGGAGUGUUGGCGCUGCUGGCUGGUGUGAGCGUCGGCUCCUGGCUUCUCGUGCUGUAUCUGCGGCCGGUGAUCUCCCAGCCCGCUCCCGGGACCCUGCAGGAUGAGGAGAUCCCUUCGAGUUGCUCCGAGGCCAGCGGUGCAGAAGCCCUGCUCCCCACGCCGCCCAGAACAGUAUCUUUCAGAAUAAUCACGGAGGACUUCCUGCUGGAAGCACAGGUGGGAGCGCGGCCAGACUGGCUCCUGGUCUGCCACGAGGGCUGGAGCCCUGCCCUGGGGGUGCGGAUCUGCCAGAGCCUGGGGCAUCUCAGACUCAGUCACCUCAAGGGAGUGAACCUGUCUGACAUCAAGCUCAACAGCUCCCAGCGGUUUGCUCAGCUCCCUCCCAGACUGGAGGGCUUCCUGGAGGAAGUGUGGCAGUCCAGGAACAGCUGUGCUUCCGGCCAAAUCGUUUCCCUCAGAUGCUCUGCGUGUGGGGCGAGGCCCCUGGCCUCCCGGAUAGUUGGCGGGCAGGCCGUGGCUCCUGGCCGCUGGCCCUGGCAGGCCAGUGUGGCCCUGGGCUCCCGGCACACGUGCGGGGCCUCCGUGGUGGCGCCCCACUGGGUGGUGACGGCCGCUCACUGCGUGCACAGUUCUAGGGUACUCCGCCUGUCCAGCUGGCGGGUCCACGUGGGGCUGGUCAGCCACAGUGCCAUCAGGCCUCACCAGGGGGCUGUGGUGGAGAGGAUCGUCCCCCACCCUCUCUACAGCAGCCAGACUCACGACUAUGACAUCGCCCUCCUGCGGCUCUGGACGCCACUCAACUUCUCAGACACCGUGGGUGCUGUGUGCCUGCCAGCCGAGAAGCAAGAUUUUCCAAGGGGAUCACAGUGCUGGGUGUCUGGCUGGGGCCACACCAACCCCAGCCACACCCACAACUCAGAUACGCUCCAGGACACGGUGGUGCCCCUGCUCAGCACCGAGCUCUGCAACAGCUCUUGCAUGUAUAGUGGGGCGCUUACCCCCCGAAUGCUGUGUGCUGGCUACGUGGAUGGGAAGGCUGAUGCGUGCCAGGGUGAUAGCGGGGGGCCCCUGGUGUGCCUGGACAGGGGCACCUGGCACUUGGUGGGGGUGGUCAGCUGGGGCCGUGGCUGUGCGGAGCCCAAUCACCCAGGCGUCUACGCCAAGGUUGCUGAGUUCCUGGACUGGAUCCAUGACAUUGUGAGGGUGAGUAUGGGGGCAAGGAUGGGUGGGUUUGUAAAGGACCCAAACUUUGGAAACUGGGACCCUCACCUCUUAGGCCUGGGCCCUGCUUGGGGCUGGGGAAUGGUCCCCAGAGUGGGAGGAGGAAGUGAUGCUUGUCCGCUAGAUGGAGGAGAAGCAGCAGCCUCAGAUGCCGAAGGCACGGACCUCCUACAACACAAGACAGUCACCACCUGUGGGCCGGCCUCGCUCAUGUAA